CAAAUUGUCAAUGUCAAGUGACAGUAAACGAAACGAACUGUUUGUGAGAAAUUAUUUCCAAUUCUAUAUUUUUAACAAAUUAAAGUUGGCAUACAUUGUAAUUUGUAUGCCACUUAUCAUUACUAUUAAUCGUAAACAGAUGACUUUUGGAAAAGAAGGCACACUCAACUGGAACACUUACAUUGAGGGCAAUGGACAUUUUAUAAUAAGAAACAUGACUGAAAAUAGAAAAAGGUCUCGAGAAGAAGACUCUUGUGAAUUCAUGCCUCUAUCAAAGAGGAUUAAUAACUUGCAUAUCAACAAUAACUUGACGAGUACGUCUUUAUCUCAGUCUUCAGACUCUAGUCAUAGUCAGAGCAGUGCCAUAGCAACUGAAAAUGGAAUUUCGUCUCCCAGUUCAUUGUCUGAUUCUGAAAGAAGGCCCAGUUACGACCCUGGGAUUAACUCAUCUGAGAGCAGAUAUUUCUAUGAGAAUAAGUUACUUUUCGAAUUGCAUUUAGAAAGGAUACAAAGAUCUGGACAACAAUUUCCUUUUUAGUUAACUUUAGAAUAAAUUUACCUACCUGUAUUGUUACGUCUAAUUUUAUUUAUAUCUACCUACUUUUUAAAACGAAAAUGUUAAUAAUUUGUGAAUGUUUCAGUUGAUUUGUGUAAUAAAUAAAAUAAAACCUAA
Bicyclus anynana (squinting bush brown) is the source of this 673-nucleotide messenger RNA. RefSeq lists its product as uncharacterized. NCBI's taxonomy places the organism in Eukaryota, Metazoa, Arthropoda, Insecta, Lepidoptera, Nymphalidae. The transcript has 2 exons. Bases 11 to 538 code for a protein of 175 amino acids. The record is from RefSeq and is a predicted model, not a curated record.